AGAAUAUGUUGUAAAGUUUCAAGCUUUUCAAUAUACAAGUUUACAAGCUCUCGCUAUCUGAGUGAGUAGCUCGUGCUGGGUUUUGCUUUUUGGGGAGUUGGGGGGAAGUUUGAUUCUUUUUAUCUUUCAAAGAGUCUCCGCGGAUAGUGCUUUUUCUAACUGCUGCUUUUCUCUUUUGAGUCUCUUUGGCUUCUCAAACAUUAGAUAUAAAAACAUGGGUUGGAUGAUGAUUCCCUGUUCUGGUAAUUCCAACAGUAAAGCAAAAACCAAGAAGAAAAGGAAGAACAAGAUUGAGUUGCAGGAAAAGCCACUUGAUCAGAUCAAACCCACUUCAGGUUUUUCAAAGACUAAUUCCAUCUUGAGUGUCAAGGAGGAUCCGAAAGAUGGGGGGUCUGAUCACAUUGCAGCACAGACUUUUGCAUUCCGUGAAUUGGCAGCCGCAACUAGAAAUUUCAGGUCAGAAUGUCUAUUGGGUGAGGGUGGAUUUGGUCGAGUAUAUAAAGGACGUUUGGAAAGUACCAAUCAGGUAGUAGCUAUCAAACAACUUGAUCGUGAUGGAUUACAAGGGAACAGGGAAUUCCUUGUUGAAGUGUUGAUGUUGAGUCUUCUUCACCAUCCCAAUCUUGUUAAUCUUACUGGUUAUUGUGCGGAUGGAGAUCAAAGGCUUCUCGUUUACGAAUAUAUGCCCCUAGGGUCUUUGGACGACCACUUACAUGAUGUAUCUCCUGGUAAGAGACGACUUGAUUGGAAUACACGAAUGAAAAUAGCUGCUGGAGCAGCAAAGGGAUUGGAGUAUCUACAUGACAAAGCAAGUCCUCCUGUUAUAUACAGAGAUUUGAAAUGCUCCAACAUAUUACUCGGUGAAGGAUAUCAUCCAAAGCUGUCUGAUUUUGGUUUAGCCAAACUUGGGCCUGUUGGGGAUAACACCCAUGUAUCUACAAGGGUUAUGGGAACGUAUGGAUAUUGUGCUCCAGAGUAUGCAAUGACAGGGCAGUUGACUCUUAAAUCAGACGUUUAUAGCUUUGGCGUAGUUCUUUUGGAAAUUAUAACAGGCAGGAGAGCGAUUGACAAUACCAGAGGUACAGGAGAACAGAAUUUGGUUGCAUGGGCAAGACCCUUGUUUAAAGACCGAAAGAAAUUUUCACAAAUGGCAGACCCAACGCUCCAGGGUCAGUAUCCCCCAAGGGGCUUGUACCAAGCUCUUGCAGUUGCGGCAAUGUGUGUUCAGGAGCAGCCUAAUAUGCGGCCAGUUAUAGCUGAUGUCGUCACAGCUUUGACUUACCUUGCUUCACAGAAGUAUGACCCUGAAACGCAGCCAGUCCAAAGCUCACGUCUUGCCCCUUGUACCCCCCCUAGAACCAAGAGGGAUAGUGAAAGGAAAGCUCAAUUGUGGUAAUGGACACGCCAACUAUCACAAGGUUAUGAUAAUACCUGAUAGAUGCUCUUACGGGUAUGGAGUCUGAGCUAAUAUUUUUUUGCUGAUGAUAACAUGCCCUCAGACCCUAAUUCUGAAAGUUUCUUCCCAUCUCCACGUCGUGUCUCAUCAUCAGAAAAUAGUUUUCCUCUUCGUUUUUUUUUCUUGAAUAUAUAGUUAGAAUGCUGUAUUAUAUCUUUGUGUGCCUUCGUGCGGUGAUUUUUCGUUUGUAUUUUUACAUUUUUAUUCUUCAAAUAUCUCUAUAGAUCCGGUAGGUUUCGUUUCAUACCACCCUCUUUUUAAGUUUUUCAGGGCUAUAGUUCUGCUUUGUUGUGUAACAUGUAAUUUUCAAUUUUCAAACCCUGGCAAUAUUGCUUUGUAUUACUUUUUUGUCUUUUGCUGAUAUGGAAAGCCUGUGAAUGCUUGGAAUGAGAAA
This is a messenger RNA of Pyrus x bretschneideri (Chinese white pear), 1850 nucleotides long. Its product is annotated as probable serine/threonine-protein kinase PBL7. NCBI's taxonomy places the organism in Eukaryota, Viridiplantae, Streptophyta, Magnoliopsida, Rosales, Rosaceae. The coding region runs from base 215 to 1396 and encodes 393 amino acids. Gene Ontology annotation, molecular function: protein kinase activity; ATP binding. The record is from RefSeq and is a predicted model, not a curated record. The transcript is spliced from 5 exons. Gene Ontology annotation, biological process: protein phosphorylation.